Molecule: messenger RNA, 6816 nt
Organism: Pseudopodoces humilis (Tibetan ground-tit)
Lineage: Eukaryota; Metazoa; Chordata; Aves; Passeriformes; Paridae
Gene: ZBTB34
Product: zinc finger and BTB domain containing 34
Biological process (GO): regulation of transcription by RNA polymerase II
Molecular function (GO): RNA polymerase II cis-regulatory region sequence-specific DNA binding; protein binding; DNA-binding transcription factor activity, RNA polymerase II-specific
Source: RefSeq, a predicted model, not a curated record
AAAAAAAGAAAAGAAAAAUGAACAAACGAACAAUAUCUUAAUCAGAAGGAAAAUAACAGAGAAAACAAACAAUGUUCUAAACAAUAUCAGAAGGCUUUUAGAUUCAGGGUGAUAGUAGAGUAAGAAAAAUAAACUAAUUAUGCAAAUAAUGUCUGGUACUUGCUAUUGUACAUUUUCAAAAAAAUAAUUUUAAUGAGUAUGCUGGUAUAAACAGAUCAAAUGUAUUUUGCUUCCUGCAAUAUUACUUCAGGUGUUCAGUGUGUGAAGUGUGUGUGGUUAAUCUGAAAGGUGCCUGCAAAUGAGGUCUGAGAUUGAUUGUAAUCACAGUAGUAUUUAGAAGCCAUCUAAGUCAUCUAAAUUCACAGUUAAACUCAGCUGUAAAUUGACGGAAAUUGUGAAAAUACUUAGAUGAACCAGGAAUUCAGGUAGUACUCCUUAAUGGAAAAAAAAACUAAGAUAACCAAACUGGGUUAUAUGAUACACAUUUAAAUGAAGAAAAAAAACCAUAAUUCCACCUCAAGGUGAAGACUGCCAACAUACUUAACAUGUAUCAUUAGGUAGUGUGCAUCAUUCAGUAGCCUUUGUUGUAUUGCUCAGUGAAAGGCAGUGGUAAAGGUGGUUUGGCUUUCCUUUAUCCAUCUUCUGUUUUUUAAUUUAUCUUCAGUGAAACAAAUGUCUAAUUUUGUGCUGAUUUCUAUUUAGAGCCUGUAAUGCACUUACAGUUUAUCACUAUAUAAACUUCAGUAUGUAUUAAGUAUACUUAUCCUUGCUUUUCUAGGGUCUAAUUCUGUACGACUCUUGACUUCAUUAGAUUUUAAUUACUACAUUGUGAGAGCUUCUAGAAGUGUGUGUAAUAAGUAUGUCUUAUUAAAAAAAGAAAGAUACCAACAAAAAGUAAGAUGUAAAAUUUGGAACUUAGUCAAAAUAAUCAAAUAUUUAAAGUGUAAAUUUCUGUUCAAAUUUUUGUGGCUUACUACAUUAGCAAGUACCAAACUCUGGAUUCAUGAACUGACUUGUUAUUGGUACAAAAACUUCUUUGAGAACUUCAAUCUAGUUUUAGAAGCCUGCUUUAGGAAAAUUACAUAGUCAGUGAUAGUUAUUUAUACUUUUAAUUCUUUACUAUUUGAAUAGUAAGAACUAUAAUACAGAUUCUUGGUACUGAACUACUGUGACUAGUGAUCACAAGCAGAAUUGUUUACCUCCUCAAAUGAAAUUGCUUGUGGAAAAAGGUAGGAAGCAUGUGAUUUGGAUCUUCUAAUGGUACUGCAGAACAUGGUACCAUGCAUGUCUGAAGUUGGGAUUUUUGCUGAAAAAGUGCUCAUUCAUGGAGAUAGAUGGAGGGAAGAGUGUGUAUAGUUCUAAGCGAUGCUGCCAGCUCUGCAGAUUGAGUAAAGGCAUCAGUUGGAAAAGGUGACAACAGGAUUUUGGGGUUGAAAGCUUAAUGCAGUCCAAUGCAAAAGCAAUUGCUUCUUAGUAAGCAAAAGCUUCUUAGUAGCUUACUGAAAAAUGAUAAGGAAAGAGCCUUUAGAGCGUACAUAGAAUAUAAUAGAAAGAGGUGAUAUCCAAGCACAGUGCUGUUCACAUGGGGAAAAAUGUUAAACAGCAUUAAAGACCUAAGCCUGUCUGGCCCCAGUUUCUAUAUUAGGCACUGCUGUGUGCAGGAUAAUGUACUGACACAGUAUGGUGAAGCAAAACAACACAAAGAUUAUUAUACUUCAGAUUCUUUUUUGAACUCCCAGUUACAAAUUGUCUUAACAGACAACUGAACUGUAUCCUGAAAAUGAAUGUCUGCUGCAAUCUGAGAGUUUUCUACUCAGUGAGCUGUAAUUACUGUAAUUUCUUUACUGGCAUUCUACUUACAAACUUUUUUUUUUUUAAAGAGGCUCUUAAUUAUUAAUCUUAUAAUGCUUCAAAUAUUUUUUCAUACGGAAUUUUGUUAAAACAGAUGUUCCCAAGUACAGUGAACCCAUUGCUGGCAAUGGGCAUGAAUGAUCAGCAUCAGAGUUCCUGUUCUUAGCACUUAAUUGAACUUUACAGAUACCAUGGUGGCCAUGUUUAACCUUUGUGAUCAAGGUACUGAAACAGGGAUUUCACAGUUUGUUCACUGACACUGUAACCUGCUUAAUGUAUAGAAGCACUUUGUAUUUAAACAAAACAAAACAAAAAAUCAAUAAAACAAAAAUAAAACAAGAACACCAACAAAAACCAAACAAACCAUAAAACUUUAUAAAUAUGUUUUUUAAACUUAGAAAUUAUAUUCCCUCUAUGGUUUGUUUACACACUGUUAACAGUCCUUUUUAAUACUAAAAGAUACUAUAAUGCUUGCCUGUUUACAUGAGGGUAAAGGAAAGGGGUCUUGCACUUGGUGGCCCUAUUUUUCCAUUCUCCAAGGCCUUACUGCAUACAUGGAGUCAUUUCUGCAAGUACCAUCAUCACAUUUGAAGGAAGGCAUUAGAAUCAUAGAAUGGUUUGGGUUGGAAGGAGACUUUGAAGGUCGUCUGCUUCCAACCCCCUGCCAUAGGCAUGGACACCUUCAGCUAGGCCAGGUUGCUCAGAGCCACAUCCAACCUGGCCUUGAACAUGUCCAGGAUGUUUAUUCUCAUACUCAUUUCAAGAAUGAUCUUGUAUAUUACAUUAGUUCUCAGCCCCUUUCCAAUUGUCACUUUAGUUUUGCAUAAAAAGGUUAAGGGUGCCUCUUCCCAUUUAACCAUAAAAAAGGCUGGACAGAAACACCAGUCUGAAAACUGGUCAAAAAAAAGUCAAACUCAGACCAUCCUACAGAGCUGCCAGCAAAACUGUUUCUUUUACCACCUUGGAAUGACUUUUAUAUGGAAUAUUUAAAGGUUUAACAUUACUUCUAUUUGCAGUUAGAUUACUUUGAAAUAAAGCUUUAAAAUCAAAUGUACUGCGAGAGACACUUUAAAGAUUUUAUAACAGGUUCAGUAGAUCGUAUUAUAGAACCAUGUCCUUUUUUAAUGACUUCGCAUGAAUAGUAACUUUUUAGUAUUUGCCUCUUGCUGUUUUACCCCACAUUAUGGCAUUGUCUUGAAAGUCCAAACACAUGUUGCUCCACUGAUUUUGUAGCACUCGGCUUUCUGCUGUCAAUUUACAUGAAACCAAUUGAUUGCAGGAAAAUAUUGAUCUGAUUGUCAUGAGAUCAGGUUGAGAGGAUUGAUGAUUUAAGGGCAGCUUGAGAUACAUAUCUAAAAUUCUUACUUUUGCAUGUCACAGGUGAAACAGUUGUCUUGUGGUGUUUUUCUUGAACUCAGUUUAUUGCCCUUUGUCAAACUUCUAAUCACCAUUUCAGGUACUGGGGGGGAAAGAUAAAAAGAUAAAAAAUUCCUUAAACCAUCUUCCUCAGGCUCUCAGCUUAAUUCUUCUAACACCUCCCUGCCUUAGUAGUCUCAGUUUCCUUUGCUCUCACCAAGAGUUGUAUUCAGCUCCUGCUAUUUCCCUUAGUAAGGUGACAGGUCACACAGGAGGUUGGGCUCAUAUGUACACUUGAUUGUCUAAUGCUCUUCAUUUCUUAGUGGGUGUCCUCUGGUGCUCUGGGCUGGUCAAUGUCACUAUUCAUGGAGACACUGGGCCACAGUCCUUUCAGGGAUGUGUCUGUUCCAGCUUGGUUGUUCUGUGGAACUCAGUUCUUUCAGAGGUGUUCCUGCUCUGGCAGGGCUUAGCUGUAGGCGAGAGUUCUCUCAGAAGUGAAUCUCCUCAGGCAGGGAGUGUGUCCUUCUAUGACUAUGUCCAUAGAUGUUCUCAGUGACUUCUUCAGGUGUUUUCCCAAGAGCAGCUCUUCAGUUUCUCCACAUGUACCCAGGAAUAUCUUCUCCGUGUGUCUCCCUGCACCUCUUGCUAGCAGCUGCCACUCUUCCUUAAUUAUGUUUAAGCAGAAGCAUUAUGUGCACCUCUGGUUGAGAUUUUGGCUUGCAGUGGAUUGUUCACAUCCAUUUUUUGUGCAGGCUGAACUUCUUUUGACUAGCACAGGGCAGCUCGCAACCUCUAGCCACGCGUCACCCCUGCAGUCCCUGCCACUGGUGGCCAGUUGAACACAGCAAGCCAAGAUACACAGAUGCAGCUUCUGUCAAGCUUCUGAUUUUUGCUAAUGGAGUGGUCUUGUUCAAGAAUGGUGAUCUCUGAAGUUAUGAUAGAGAAUGUACAUGCUGAUAGGAAAAUUCCAGAAUACUCACUUCAUAGUAGCAGCAACUGCAUGUCCCAAAAGCCUCUUGGUGCAUUGGAAGUAGGACGCUUCCCAGGCCGCUGCUUUAUCUGAUCAGCAUUCAAUGCCUAAUGUGUGAAGAGUGUUCUGUGUCUUAAUGGGAGAGAAAGACAUACCUCCAGAAGACAGAAUGUGGUGUCCAGUUAGACGGGAUUACUCUUUACGUCUGUAGAAAUGGACAGCAGCAGUUUCAUUCAGUUUGAUGUGCCAGAGUACAGCAACACUGUUCUGAGCCAGUUAAACGAACUCCGCUUGCAAGGGAAACUCUGUGACAUUAUCGUUCACAUCCAGGGUCAGCCGUUCCGUGCCCAUAAAGCUGUCUUAGCGGCCAGUUCUCCAUAUUUCCGUGACCAUUCAGCAUUAAGCACCAUGAGUGGCCUGUCUAUAUCAGUUAUUAAAAACCCCAAUGUUUUUGAACAGUUGCUUUCUUUUUGUUACACUGGAAGGAUGUCCUUGCAACUGAAGGAUGUUGUCAGUUUUCUGACUGCAGCUAGCUUUCUACAGAUGCAGUGCGUCAUUGACAAGUGCACACAGAUACUGGAGAGUAUCCAUUCAAAGAUUAGUGUUGGUGAUGUUGAUUCUGUCACUGUUGGUGCCGAAGAAAAUUCAGAGAAUCGCAAUGGCGUUAAAGACAGCAGCUACUUUGCCAACCCUAUUGAGAUAUCUCCUCCCUAUUGCUCUCAGGUGCGACAGUCAACAGCAGGCAGUGAUCUUCGGAUGGAAUCUACUCCAGGCAAAACUCUGCGUAGUCGUCUGCAAGAAGAAGGGCACUCAGACCGAGGGAGCAGUGGGAGUAUCUCUGAAUAUGAGAUUCAGAUUGAAGGUGAUCAUGAGCAAGGAGACCUGAUAGUAAGGGAAAGUCAGAUUGCAGAGGUGAAAGUUAAAAUGGAAAAAUCUGACAGGCCAAGCUGCUCUGAUAGCUCUUCCCUUGGUGAUGAUGGAUAUCACACUGAAAUGGUGGAUGGAGAGCAGGUGGUAGCAGUAAAUGUUGGUUCCUAUGGGUCUGUCUUACAACAUGUUUAUUCAUUUACCCAUGCCUCAUCACAGGCUACAGGUGUGUCGGAAACCUUUGGAAGCCUGAGCAAUACAAGUCCUUCAAGGUCAAUGCUGAGCUGUUUCAGGGGGGGUCGUGCACGCCAAAAGCGUGUACCUACAGGUCACUUGCAUAGUGAUGUCCAGGGCUUGGUGCAAGGGGCUGACAGUGAAUCCAUGGUGAGUAAUCCAGGAUAUGAAAAUAGUCCACGGGAAAGAAAUGCAAGAGGUCAUUGGUAUCCAUACAAUGAGAGGCUAAUUUGUAUUUACUGUGGCAAAUCUUUCAACCAGAAGGGGAGCCUUGAUCGACACAUGCGAUUGCACAUGGGAAUAACUCCUUUUGUGUGCAAGUUUUGUGGGAAGAAAUAUACCCGUAAGGACCAACUUGAGUAUCAUAUUCGUGGUCACACAGAUGACAAACCCUUUCGCUGUGAGAUCUGUGGAAAAUGUUUUCCUUUCCAGGGUACACUAAACCAGCACUUGCGAAAAAAUCACCCAGGGGUUACAGAAAUGAGAAACAGGGUUGAGUCUCCAGACAGAACAGAAACAUUCGUGGAACAGAAAGUAGAUAAUGAUGCUUCAGCUUCUGAAGCCAUGGAUUCUAGUAUGGAAAUUCAUGCAAUGUCUAACACAUCAGACUAAAAUCUUGCAUCUAAGUGAAACACAGAAAAGCACAUUACUAAUGUAUUUUUUAAGUAUUUUAUUCUUUCAGUAAUCUUCAAUUACUGUGUACAAGUGUAAUAACCUUUUAAUUUUCCUGACCUUCUGGAAAUCAGUUAGAAAUGGUUUCUGGAGAAGACUUCAGAAGUAUUUUGUUUUUUAAGGAGGAUGAAUUGUUUGGGGUUUGUUUUUGAAUAUUUGAAGAUGCUCAGAAUAUAAAGACAGUGUACUGAGGAAAGGCUAGGAAGAGUCUGCUGAAGUGUCCCUGCUGACUGAUCUGGUGAGACAGAAAUGCCAGUGGAGAAAACUAGAGUAAGAUUGGCAGCUCUGCUGAAUGCUCAAAGAAGCUGUAAUUUCCAUUUAUUUCUUAAGUCCUGUUCCCGGUAAUGAGUUAAACAGCAGUGGAAGAGAGAAUAUUACAGCUUUGAUUCCUCUCCUGUCACAGUGAAAUCGUUCACUCUUACUAACUGGUUUUGGUAGUGAGUCUGUUUAUAUAUAUAAAUUUGCUUUAUAUAUAUAAAAUGCUUUCACUUUGCCUGUUCUGGUUGAGGUGAAUGUAAAAGUAUGUCAAGGCUUAUACCAUAUGCCACUCUGUCGACUGUUAGGACUCCUCUCUGCUUAGGGUGUAGAACUUCAGACUUUGGGAGGAUGGUUUUGGUUUUAAACCUGUUGUUUGGUUUUCAUUUUAUUAAAACUAUUACUUUGUGUGCAAAAGUGAGCAAAGUGAAUUACCUUGUUUUAAUAGCUUUGCUUUAUAACAUAUGUAAACCAAAUGCCAUAAAUCUAUUAAACUAUGGUUAAAUUGUUUAAAGUUAAUAAUGUUAGUUGUCUAGAAUGCAAGCUGGACAACCUGUGGUGCUGACCUUUUUAUAUAUAUAGAGAUAGAUAUAUCUAUAUAUAUACAGAUA